UCAUAGGUCAGCGUGACGCGUGCGGACGGAGCGCCGUGCCGACUUUUGCUUGAAUUUUGUGCGCUCGAAGCGGCGAGCGGAGAAUAAUCGCGAGGUUCACAGCGGGGCACAAACGAUCGGAGGCGGUCAAUAAACAUCUUGAGCCCGGGGUCCACUUCAAGGGGAGGCUUUCAGCUACUUGGAAUCGACGGCGAUUUGGUAAAGGGGGCGCCCACUUUGAGCUCGGCUCACACAUCGCGCCGACCCCAGACCACCGCGCCUCGCCCCAACGCUGGGGCAGGAGCAGAGAGUCGAGACCAAGCGUGCGUCUCGCAUUCAUAGCCGAAGAUGUCCGGUUCCACAGAACCCGCCAAGGCCAAUGUCUCCUACCCCAUGAAGGUCCUCUACUGCGGAGAAUGUUCCUUACCAAUCGAGUACUGCGAAUACAUGCCACAAUAUGCCAAAUGUAAGCAGUGGUGGGAGAGAAAUUUUCCAGAUGAGUUUGCAAAGCUCAACCUGGGGUCCACUCCAAUGACAUAUGAAGGUGGAAGUCGGGGAGGAGGAGGAGGAGGCGAAGGUGGGGAAGUGGGCGGAGGAGAGACACAGGAGGGUGUCAUCGAGGAGGAUGAGAAAAAGAGGCAAAAACGAGGUGGCAAAGGGCAGAUUAAGCAGAAAAAGAAGACCGUCCCACAGAAAAUAACAAUUGCAAAAAUCCCGCGCGCCAAAAAGAAGUACGUCACAAGAGUGUGCGGCCUUGCAACGUUCGACAUCGAGCUUAAGGAGGCGCAGAAGCUGUUUGCGCAACGCUUCUCGUGCGGCGCGUCCGUGACGGCCGAGGAUGAGAUCACCAUCCAGGGCGACGUCACCGACAGCAUCAUGGACGUCAUUCAAGAAAAGUGGUCCGAGGUGGACGAUGACAGCAUAGAAGACCUGGGAGAGGUGAAGCGGUAACAGCGUUGGCAUCCAGACCCGGACUAACCCCCUCCUUACAUCGUAACCAACAAGAAAUAAGACUGUACCCGUGCCCACACUACUGUCGAGGAGCGCGUAGCGGAGACCGCGUGGGUAUGCACGGAACGCACGGGGCCGUACGUAAAUUAGACGCAAAAGGGGUGUAAACCCGCAUCGUUGUCAACGUGACUUUAGAGUUCAGUUUUCUGGAAAUCUGUAACUAUUGUCGAGCAACAAAAAAAAUAAAGUAAUAAUGACACAUCUGCUACGAGAUAGGUUUCCUUUUCUGUGUUUGAAAAAAAAAGCACCCCAAACUUUGACUUAUGUUGCCAAUUUUAUUUGACUCUGCAUGUUUGUUUAUUUUGCAAAAGUCCGUUUAUGCUUUGGAAUUGUGCAAAACAAUAAAUGACUUUCUCAACACGG
Molecule: messenger RNA, 1353 nt
Organism: Lethenteron reissneri (Far Eastern brook lamprey)
Lineage: Eukaryota; Metazoa; Chordata; Hyperoartia; Petromyzontiformes; Petromyzontidae
Gene: DENR
Product: density regulated re-initiation and release factor
Biological process (GO): formation of translation preinitiation complex; translation reinitiation
Molecular function (GO): mRNA binding; translation initiation factor activity
Source: RefSeq, a predicted model, not a curated record